AUGGUUGACGCUGAAACACGAUACCUACCAUUGGAAAAGCUCAUACUGGCUCUUGUGGUGGCUACCAGAAAGCUGAUGCACUACUUCCAGGCUCAUACCAUAGAGGGGGUCGAAGCAGAAUCCCUGGCACAUAUUCGAGAUGUUGUUGUUAAGCGCUUUGUGUGGAAAAAUAUUAUAACCCGAUUCGACAUACCCAGAGCACUUGUCUCCAAUAACAGCACCCAAUUCAACUGCAGCAUGUAUAAGGAGCUAUGCAGCAUAUAUGGUAUCCAGCCUUACUUUUCUUCACUGGCGUAUCCACAAAAUAAUGGUCAAGCAGAGUCCUCAAAUAAAGUGAUGCUAGACGGAAUUAAGAAAUGGUUGGCGAAAGCCAAGGGCAAGUGGGUUGAAGAGCUGCCUAAUGUAUUGUGGACUCACCACACCACUCCGAGGUACGCCACUGGAGAAACGCCGUUUUCCAUGUGCUUUGGGAUAGAAGCUAUCAUCCCUCUGGAAAUCAGUCUUUCCACUCUCAAAUCAAAGGCUUUUGAUAUAGGGCGCAACGACAUGAUGUUGGCCUUGGAUCUGAAUCUGCUUGAAGAACGCCAGGAUCAGGCUCUUACAUGUAUGGCGUGA
This is a messenger RNA of Camellia sinensis, 615 nucleotides long. The record is from RefSeq and is a predicted model, not a curated record. Lineage: Eukaryota; Viridiplantae; Streptophyta; Magnoliopsida; Ericales; Theaceae.